AUGCAGACGUCAAUGGUGAGCGCAAAAGUUAGUGUAUGGCUGGUAUAUAUUGUUAUAUAUGGUAGCCUGGUACGGGCUACGCAAUCGGUGUGCUCGUCGCAAAAUACAGCAACCACUGACGGUGUACGAAAUCAAUAUCAGAGCAAUGGGUGGUGUUCAAAUAACUGUGCAGGUCAUCAGUUCGCCAUCGUACAGGGGUUCAUGUGCUGGUGUGGUGAUUCGGAACCCAAUACUCAGACGUCGUUGGGUGACUGCAGUGGCACUUGCCCCGGUUAUGGUUACGAAGAUUGUGGUAAUGAAGAUAAGGAUCUGUUCGGUUAUAUAUAUUUGGGGCAAACGCCGUUAAGUUCUAUAGAGAGUGUGGAAACGUCAACAGUGUCCAGCGCGUACACUUUAAGUAGCUCUACUACGAGUAGUAGCACGAGUAGGGUGGACACGACCACAGCCUCACCAGCUCCAACGUCGACAAGUACAACCCUACCGUCAACUAUGGCGACCAGCACAACGCUAUCAACCGGUGCAACAUCGGUAACGCCAACAUCGACAAGCACAACGUUGUCAACUUCCACCUCCACAAGCACAACGUUGUCAACUUCCACCUCCACAAGCACGACAUCGGCAACUUCUAUCUCCACAAGCACGACAUCGGCAACUUCUAUCUCCACAAGUACGACGUCGGCAAUUUCUACCUCCUCAAGUACAACAUCAUCAACUCCCAUUUUUACAAGCACUACAUCGUCAACUUUCACCUCCACAAGUAUGCCGUCGGCAACUUCUACCUCCUCAAGUACAACAUCAUCAACCCCUACAACCUCGUCUACUACGACACCAACGAGCACAUCUUCAACUACAACAUCAUCCAGUACAUACCCAUCAAGCAUCACGGUGACUUAUACCAGCACAGCAGCGUCUCCAAUAACGUCCACUAUAACUUCUGUGAAUCUGCAGACUUCCUUAAAAUAUUCUGUGAUAACAGUGACCUCCGUGCACACCAUGGACACUAACGUUUCGGAAAUUACUUCAAGAUAUCUCACUAUGACAAAGGUAAUAACACAGAUUUAUUCUUCUACGCUCGCAGCAACCCCCACUUCGGCACUGACCACUACGUCCGCCAGCGUUGGUGGUAGGAUAACGAACAACAACAACAACAAUAAUAAUAAUAAUAAUAAUAAUAAUAAUAAUAACACCAAUAAUAACACACCAACUAACAAGUCUACAGAUAAGAAGGGGUAUUGGGAUUCGCCCGGGAAAAUAGCCGCUACUUUUAUCGUGGUUGGCGUGGUGUGCUUGGUUAUCAUAUGCGUACUAAUAUACUUAAUAUACCAUUAUAGAACAAGGCCGGCUCGGAAGGCCCAAGACUUCGAGAACGAAUACCAGAGUAAGUUCUACCAGUCCAAGUACCCAAAUGAAAUUACCACUACCACACUACAUACGCCUUCACCAUCUUCAGAUUCUACUUUCUCCACCCCGAGAUUGAUCUACACUGAUGAAAAGGGACAAAUUAUGUCCGAAUCACCCUCUCCACGUCAAUCUACGUACUCUUUGACUGCAGGCAGUCCACCAAAUGACCCAACUACGUUGGCAAGCCCAUUUCACGACCCUACUCUCUCUAGAAGAACUUCUACUUUCCUUCAUUCGCCCAUCCAAAAGCAACACGAAAAAAUGGAAUCUAACGUCACCCUCGGCGAAGACACGGUACUGGUGGAUCAGAGACUGGACCCCAGUAAAAUGCUCAACACUAUAGCAAAUGACGAUGCUACAAACCACUCUACCAUCUCGUUAUCAGACAACGUAGACUAUUCCAGGAGGGUUCUGCGGGUAAUGAACGAAUGA
This is a messenger RNA of Saccharomyces paradoxus, 1833 nucleotides long. RefSeq names its product Wsc4p (gene WSC4). The coding region runs from base 1 to 1833 and encodes 610 amino acids. The record is from RefSeq and is a predicted model, not a curated record. NCBI's taxonomy places the organism in Eukaryota, Fungi, Ascomycota, Saccharomycetes, Saccharomycetales, Saccharomycetaceae. The transcript has a single exon.